Messenger RNA from Penicillium antarcticum, 3579 nucleotides. RefSeq names its product LEA domain protein. Bases 1 to 3579 code for a protein of 1192 amino acids. The transcript has a single exon. NCBI's taxonomy places the organism in Eukaryota, Fungi, Ascomycota, Eurotiomycetes, Eurotiales, Aspergillaceae. The record is from RefSeq and is a predicted model, not a curated record.
AUGGCCACCCCCGCAGUGAGCAAAGCACCCCCAAAGCUGGGUUCGAAGACCAACACGCCCGCCAAAACCCGCAAAGGCUCCGGCUCCAGCGUCGCCUCAAAGCCAAGCACCACGCAAGCAAGCCCAAACCCCAAGUCCCUGAAGAAGAGCACCCCCCGCAAACUCUCCCAAAAGGCCCCCGAGCCAAUCGAGGACGACGAGCAAUCCAUCCCCGAGACCCCCUCCCCCAAGUCCAAGAAGAAGACUUCCUCCUCUGAGCAGCGCCGCCCUACCUCCCCACCAGACGAUGUCGCCUCCCAGGCUUCCGGCUCGGCUGCCCCUCUCGGUCGUGCCGCUUCCGGUUUGACUGGUAAAGCUAAGGGUCUUGCUGGUGGUGUUGCUGGAAAGGCGAAGGAUACAGCUGCGCAGGGCGCCGAGACUGUUCAGAAUGGCACCAAGGAGGCGACUGAUAAGUUGCCAACUGAUAACCUGCCUGUUCCCUUUGACCUUUCGGCCUUGAAGGGUCUUGAGGUUGCUGAUGGUGGUAACAUCCUUGGACAGGAUGGGAACCCCAUUGGUCAGGUUGUCGAGGGUGACCCUGAAGACCUGGUCGGACAGACUGUUGGCGACGACGGCGAGAUUGUCGACGAGGAUGGUGAUCUGAUUGGUCGUGUUGAUAUCAUGCACGAGCUCGCCGAUAAGGCGAAGAACAUCCCUGACGAGGCGCAGUCCAAGGUGGGCGAUCUGGAGAAUGUUGUUACGGAUCUUGCUCAGCUUGAGGGUUUGCCUGUUUCUGACGGUGGUGUUAUCAAGAAUGGCGCUGGUCAGAUUGUUGGUCGCAUUGUUGAAGGUGACUGGGAAGAUCUGAUCGGAUACACUCUCAACGAGGAGGGUGAGAUUGUUGAUGAUGAAGGUGAUGCCAUUGGUCGUGUUGAUCUUGUUCCUAUUGAGGAGCAGAAGAAGGUCAUUGAAGAGACUGCCAACGAUGCCACUGAUAAGGUCGAUGGUGUCAAGGAUGAUGUUGAGGAUCAAUUCGAAGAUGCUCAGGAUAACCUGACUGCCGACCAAGCGAAGAGCGCUGUUGACGGUGUCGCCGAUGAGGCUGAAGGUGCCGUCGACGAUGUCGAUGACGUCGAUGAGGCUAAGAAUGCCACUGAAGGUGUUGUCGGCGAUGCUGAGGACACCGCCGAGGAUGCCCAGGGUGACCUCAAAGACACUGCCGAAGACGGCAAGAUCGAACUCGAAGACAAUGUCGAUGGCGUCAAAGAUACCGCUGAAGACGCUACCGAAGGUGCCGAGGGUGAUCUCGAGGAGACCGCCGAGGGCGCCAAGGACACCGCUGAAGGUGUCGAGGGUGAUCUCGAAGACACUGCCGAAGACGCCCAGGAUGCUGCCGAAGACGCCCAGCAGCGCAUCCCUAGCCUUGACACCCUCGAGGGCCUUAUUUGCAACAAGCGCGGCUACAUCAUCGACCAAGACAGCGGCAAGCCCGUCGGCGAGCUGAUCGAAGGCGACGCGAAGAAGAUCGCCAAGCUUGGCGCCACCCUCGACGACAAGGGUCAGUUCUGGGACAACCGCGGCAACGUCAUCGGCAAGGCCAAGGCCCUCCCCAUUGAAGAAGAUGAUGGCGAGGAAGGACCUUUCUCCGGUCUCGAAGGCUUGGUCGUCAACGAGGACGGCUUCGUCGAGGACGAGAACAGCACUCGUGUUGGCCGUCUGAUCGAAGGUGAUGCUAAGAAGCUCAGCGGUCGCGGUGUUGAUGAGGAUGGUGAAAUCCUCGACCGCAAGGGCAAUGUAAUUGGUCGUGCUGAGCGUCUUGAGGAGGAGCCUGAAGAGCCUGAAGAGGCUAGUCCUGACCUUUCUGCUCUGAAUGGUCUCACCUGCAACAAGGCCGGCUAUGUCAUUGGACCUGAGGGAUACCCCAUCGGCCGUGUUGUCGAGGGUAACCCCAAGGAGCUUGCCGGUAAGAAGAUCGAAGACGGCGAGGUUUACGACGGCAAGAAGGUCAUUGGUCGUGUUGAACUCAUUCCUGAGGAUGAGAUUGACAGCAAGGCUGAAGGCCCCUUCGCUGGUAUGGAAAGUAUCGUUGUGAACAAGGAUGGAUUCGUCGAGGAUGAUGAAGGAUCCAUCGUUGGCCAGCUUGUUGAGGGUGACCCCAAGAAGUUGCGUGGUCGCGCUGUCGAUGAGGAUGGUGAGAUCACUGACAAGUACGGCAAUGUCAAGGGUCGUGCUGAGCCCUACGAGCCCCCUGAGGAGGAGGCCCCCGAGGAAGAGGACCUCUCUCUCCUUGAGGGCAAGGUUGUCAACAAGUCUGGCAACGUUGUUGACCCUGCCACUGGUGCUGUUGUCGGUCGCGUUGUCGAAGGCGACAAGCGUCUUGCAGGUUGCAAGGUCGACGGCAAGGGCCAGAUCUGGGGUGACAACGGCAAGGUCGUUGGUCGCGCUGAGCUGAUCCCCGGUGGCGAGCAGAACAAGGCCGAGGGACCCUUCUUCGGCUUUGACAAUGCCGUCGUCGGUAAGGAUGGUGUCGUUACCAGCGGUGACAAGAUCAUCGGACGUCUCAUUGAAGGUGACGCCAAGCGCCUCCUCGGCCGCAGCGUCGACGAGGACGGUGAUGUCGCCGACAAGAACGGUAACACGAUCGGCAAAGCCGAGCGCUGGGAGCCCGAGGAGAAGAAGCGCGACAUCAACCCCAUGGCUGGUCGCAAGGUCACCAAGGAGGGUGAGGUCCGCGAUGCUGACGGCAACCUCAUCGGCAAGCUGACUGCCGGUAACCUGGCCACUCUUGUCGGUAAGGCUGUCGACGAUAAUGGAUUCGUCGUUGACAACGACGGCAACAAGCUCGGCGAGUGCACUCUUCUCGAGAACAUCCCCGAGCCCGAGGAAGAGGAAGAGGAGGGCCCUACCCCCGAGGAGCAGGAAGCCCAGGCCAAGGCUGAGCAAGACCGCCAGCUCGCCGAGAAGAUGUGCUACAUCCUCAACUCGACCCUUGAGGCCGUCAAGCCAGUCUGCAAGCAGAUAACCGAGGCAAGUUUCAUUCCAAUGUACGUUUCUCAGGACGAUACUAACAAAUCCCAGGCCGUCGAAAAAGCCGACCGAACCCCCAAGGACGAGCUCGAUGAAGAGAAACUCGUCCAGCAAGUCAAACCCCUCCUGGAAGAAGGCGGCCGCAUCCUGCAAGAAUGCAAUGGCUCAAUUCGCGCCCUUGACCCAGACGGACGUAUCGCCGCGACCGCCAAGGCGCGCGCUGCUUCUCGUGAUGCUACUCCUGAGGAGUACCAGCUCGCCGACAUGAUCAAGGAGCUCACUGAGACUGUGGUCAAGACCAUUGACAACGGCAAGAAGCGCAUUGCUGACAUGCCUCACGCUAAGAAGAAGCUGAACCCUCUCUGGGGAUUGCUCUCUGAGCCUUUGUUCCAGAUCAUUGCUGCUGUCGGAUUACUGUUGAACGGUGUGCUUGGUCUUGUUGGUCGUUUGCUUGAUGGUCUUGGUCUUGGUGGAUUGUUGAAUGGUAUUCUUGGAAGUUUAGGACUUGACAAGAUUAUUGAUGGACUUGGCUUGGGCAGUUUGACUGGCGCCCUUGGACUUGGAAACAAAUAA